CAAAACCGAGCAACAGUGGCCUCAGUCUGGCUGCGGUGGUUGGAAGCAGUGGGAGCAUCUGCCGGGCUGCGCCCGAACAUCGGCGAAGGCUUGCCUGAAGUACAGGGCAUUUGUGUCAAGCCUCCAUGGUGAAAUAGUUUCAAAAUUCUUCACAGACUUGCCAUGAACCGCAUAAGAAUCCACGUCUUGCCAUCCAGUCGGAACCGUGUGACCCAAACCCCCUGUCCAAAGGAGCCCCAGGUCUGCUCCUUCACCCAGAGACAAUGCUCUCAGCCCCGACUGGAAGGUCUAGAGUUCUGCCUCAGACACAUCCUGGAGGACAAGAACGCGCCUUACAAGCAGUGCAGCUAUAUCUCGACCAAGAAUGGCAAGCGCUGUCCCAAUGCUGCGCCCAAGGUUGAGAAAAAGGAUGGGGCGACGUUUUGUGUGGAGCAUGCCCGUAAGAACGCCCUGGCUCUUCGGGCUCAGAUGAGAAAGGCGUCGUUCGGUCCAUCGCCUGAAGCGCUGUUGUCCCAGCUGAGUGGAUACAGCCGUGCUGACACUCAAGGUGUUGGAGGACGCUCCGAAUUCAGCCGGGCAGCAGAUGACGACAGCGUCAGUGAGGAGGAGCAGUGUCCACUGUUGCUGGACCAAACGUGGAGAGGUGACCCGGAGAGUGAGGCGGACAGCAUCGACAGCGAUCAUGAAGAUCCUCUCAGACAUGCAGGUGUGUAUACGGCGGAGGAGGUGGCGCUCAUCACGCGUGAGAAGCUCAUCAGACUCCAGUCCCUGUACAUCGACCAGUUCAAAAGGUUGCAGCAUCUGCUGAAGGAAAAGAAGCGCCGAUACCUGCACAACCGCAAGUCGGAGCAUGAGAGCAUCGGGAGCAGCCUUCUCACUGGGCCAGAAGGACUGUCCAUGAAGGAGCGGGAGAAUCUGAAGAAGCUCAAGGCUCUGCGGCGCUACCGCCGGCGCUAUGGCGUGGAAGCCCUGCUGCACCGACAGCUGAGGGAGAGAAGGCAGGCGGUGACUGAAGGAGCCCCUCAAAGCACCUUGAGGAGCCAGCAGGAGAAGUGCAUCUUCUUUGAGGAAGGAUACAGUUGCACCAACCCGUGCCUGCCCAUGGCCCGCCACUGCGUCGCUCACAUUUUGCAGGACAGCAACCAGGUCCUUUUCAAGCUGUGUCCCGGCCUGAAGGACCUGCCCUGCGACCGCACCAUCCACAUGGGCCAGUCAGAGGACCCUCGCUGCCCGCUGCACCUCACCCUGCCUGCCCUCAUGUAUCAGCCCGAGCAGCAGCCUCCGCCGCAGGAGCCGGCCGCGGCCAGCAGAGACAUGUACCUGAGUGCCGCCGAGCUCCAGCCCACCGAGAGCCUCCCGCUGGAGUUCAGUGACGACCUGGACGUGGAAGGAGACGGUAUUCAGGGUCCUCCGUCCCCCCUGCAGUUUGACACCGCUCUGGCUUUGGAGGACCAGACCAUCAGAGCCAUUGCUGAGGCCCCGAUGGACAUCCUGACGGGAGAGGAUGCAGACCUGGACACUUCGGCGCCGGAGCUGUCGGACAGAGAUGUAGAUGCCAUCAUGAAUGACCAGGUGGUGAUGGGUGAAGAGGACACCACAGAUGGAUCCAUCCAGGACGCAGCGUUGGCUGACGCUCCCAGAUGAACUCGCUCCGCCACCGCUUCUCCCGUUUGUGUUUCUAUAUUUAUGUUCUUUCAAAGGCAUCGAGUGAAAUGACCACAUACUCUCACAUGUGAUUCAGUUGAGUCAUAAUCUGUAACAGUUUAAGAGCUUCUCCGACUGGUGACUAUUAAACAAAUGCAGCAGCAAA
Messenger RNA from Synchiropus splendidus (mandarinfish), 1810 nucleotides. RefSeq names its product KAT8 regulatory NSL complex subunit 2 (gene kansl2). The transcript is spliced from 10 exons. NCBI's taxonomy places the organism in Eukaryota, Metazoa, Chordata, Actinopteri, Syngnathiformes, Callionymidae. Gene Ontology annotation, cellular component: NSL complex. The record is from RefSeq and is a predicted model, not a curated record. The coding region runs from base 163 to 1644 and encodes 493 amino acids.